Cuscuta campestris is the source of this 798-nucleotide messenger RNA. NCBI's taxonomy places the organism in Eukaryota, Viridiplantae, Streptophyta, Magnoliopsida, Solanales, Convolvulaceae. The record is from the annotation of a GenBank genome assembly.
AUCACUCAAUAAUACAAACCCUAGUUGCCCCUGUGGAUGUAGGUCAGAUUAGACCGAACCACGUUAAAUCUCGUGUUCUUUAUCGCUUUCUUGCUUUAUAUUCGUGUGUGUGCUUUUGUUCUUAACAACUGAUCUGGGAUACUCAGAAGAGAUGAUGUCUGAGGACGGAAAGAUCAGGAUAGAGAAGUUUGAUGGGCAAGAUUUUGGAUGGUGGAAGAUGCAAGUCGAGGACUUGCUAUGUCAGAAAGAUCUUCUUCCAUGUUUGACAAGUCAGAAACCCGAGAAGAUGAAGGAUGAAGAAUGGGCUGACUUGGAUAGAAAAGCCCUAGCCGUCAUCAGGUGCACUUUGACAAAGAGUGUGGCUUUCAACAUCGUGAAAGAGACCACUGCUCGUGCUAAGAGUCCAGCAGAUAUGUUCACCAAGACAGUGGUGCUGGAUAAGCUGAAGCUUUGCAUAGCUUCAGCUGGUCUCCUGGAAUAGUGUUGAGGAGAGGGGCAACUAGGGAGAUGUGAAGAUCAAGGAGGAUCUUUCAUUUACAGAAGUACAGAGAGAAGCCGCAGUUUGGUCCAAAGACUCCAAGUGGGAGAUUGUUGGUGAUGUGUAGUCAUCGGCCCAAAGUGGCCCACUUGUAGACAACUGAGAGUUAGGAGACCAGAUUAGGGUUUCGGCCGGCCCAAAUGGUUUUAAGCCCAGUUUGCUAUAACUUGUCCAGCAAGGGUUAAACCCUAAUUAGUUGUCUAUAUAUAUGAUCUCCUGUACUUGUAAUCAUUAUCACUCAAUAAUACAAACCCUAGUUG